AUGUUAGAUAAAGAGAAAGAACUAAGAGCAAAGGUACAUAAUGUGGCUCCUCAUAUACGUUUUACUCACUGUAUUAUUCAUCGAGAAGCUCUCGCUUGCAAAGCCAUUGUUCCCGAACUUAAAACUGUUUUUGAUACAGCUGUCAAAAUCGUCAACUACAUAAAAUCACGCCUUUUAAAUGCCAGGUUAUUUGCUUCACUGUGCAAAGACAUGGGCUCAGGCCAUGAAGCAUUGUUGCUUCACACAGAAAUCAGAUGGCUCUCCAGGGGAAAAGUUUUCACACGGCUGUAUCAGCUAAGAGAUGAGGUCCUCCUAUAUUCCUUCAGGAAUCAGGCUCUGAAUUUAGUGUAUUCAUGGCUGAUAGUAACUGAAGAGUCAGAUCUAGAACAGUGUGAUUGGAUACGAAUGCCACUCACUGCUCCUGGAAAUUAUUCAUCAUCUGACCUCGAGGAAGCACUGCUUGAAUUGUCUUCUGAUAGAACCUUACGACUCAAGUUUGGUUCAACAACAUUGAAUGAAUUUUGGAUAUCAGUAUCGGAGGAAUAUCCUGGUUUAUCAAAGGCAGCACUGAAUAUCUUAACACCGUUUGGAUCGACUUAUCUCUGUGAAACUACCUUCUUUGCAUUAACGUAUAUCAAGAAUAAAUACCGAUCUCGAUUGAAUGUAGAAGAUGAUUUGCGAGUUGCAGUCUCCGAUAUCACCCCGAGAUUUGAGAUGUUAUGUUUAAAGAAACAAGCCCAUUCAUCUCAUUAA
Macrobrachium nipponense is the source of this 753-nucleotide messenger RNA. Its product is annotated as zinc finger BED domain-containing protein 5-like. The coding region runs from base 1 to 753 and encodes 250 amino acids. NCBI's taxonomy places the organism in Eukaryota, Metazoa, Arthropoda, Malacostraca, Decapoda, Palaemonidae. The record is from RefSeq and is a predicted model, not a curated record. Gene Ontology annotation, molecular function: protein dimerization activity. The transcript has 2 exons.